AUGGCAGAAGCGCUCGAGACUUCCAGUCCAGCCACCCUGGCUUUGGCCAAGGCAAACGCUACUACCAUGAUGAAGAAAUCUUCUCCUUUGAAGAGGACAGCUUGGGCCGCCUCUGACUCUCUCCAAUCCAUGCUUGCCAUGAAGCAUUUGGAGCUAGUCAAGGCCAAGAAAGCUGUGGUAGAAUCGGAAGAAGACAAUGUCUCCUUCCCUUCCAUUGGAUGGAACCUCGAUGAGGACCUCACUGCACCCAUCGGCAGUGUCAGCCCCAUCAAUCCUCUGUCCGAAGCCCUUGCCCUCCUCAAGGAGACCGAAGCCCCCCAGCCGCAAGCCAAGCGCCGCCGCAUGGGUGAACCUUCAGGCAUGGUCCGCUCCAAGGCUAUGACGAGCCAACUGUCGUCCCUAGUCCACAGCUGCUCCCACGAGUCCAAGUUCUCUACCCUCAAGCCCCUUCCCAAAUUCAUGAUUGGAAACUGGGGAAGCAUCGUCACCGCCCGCGAAGUCACCAGUGAUUUGGCCACCUGCUCCCUCAAGACCACAUCUGCCUUUGUCGAUACCACCAACAGUCUUCUCGCUGUACAUGCAUAA
Seminavis robusta is the source of this 585-nucleotide messenger RNA. Lineage: Eukaryota; Bacillariophyta; Bacillariophyceae; Naviculales; Naviculaceae. The record is from the annotation of a GenBank genome assembly.